AACUGAAGGAUGAAGUGUUCCUUUGUGGGUUAGGGUUUUCUGCAAUAUGAAUACUUUUACUUUGAAUGCUUUUGAUAAUAUUAUCUUACAUACUGCAGGAAUUUAACAGGACGGUAUGUUCAUGUUUUAAUACAAUACUAUUUGUAUUCAGUGCUGCGUAACUUCAGUCAUUUUAAUCAGAUUUUCUGUAUAUUCAAUAUCAAAUCACUGGGUGGGGGUUCUGUUUCAUAUACGUGUUUUUAUUGGCAUGAAAGCACAUACACAUACCCUAAAAUACCCACACACACGGUUUCCCGCACCCCGCCCCCACCCAAACCAAACACAUCCAGCCUCACGCCGUCACCGUCGGGAGCUAAACAGGGAGGGAUCACCGGGAUCGGAACACUUCAGCCGCCGCUUGUGUCGACAUAUAUCACCUCCUGCGUUGACAAUUAUAUUUCUAACGGACAAAUCGUGAACAUACCGGGGGUGCUGGAUACCUGGAGGACGGCAUGGGAGAGCUCACGGCGUUUCUGCUGUUACUGGUGGCGACCUUGACGCUUUCAUCCGAGGUGCCUGCUGAUGACUCUGUGGGUUUGCUAACUGAGCCCCAGGUGGCUAUGUUCUGCGGGAAGCUCAACAUGCACAUCAAUGUGCAGAGUGGCAAAUGGGAGUCCGACCCCUCCGGCACCAAGAGCUGCAUCGGCACCAAGGAGGGCAUCCUGCAGUACUGCCAAGAGGUGUACCCAGAGUUGCAGAUCACAAAUGUUGUGGAGGCCAACCAGCCCAUCAGCAUCCAGAAUUGGUGCAAGAAAGGACGCAAGCAAUGCCGCAGUCACACUCACAUUGUGGUUCCAUACCGCUGCCUGGUUGGGGAGUUUGUGAGCGACGCCCUGCUCGUUCCUGACAAGUGUAAGUUCCUGCACCAGGAGCGUAUGGACCAGUGUGAGAGCCACCUGCACUGGCACACUGUAGCCAAAGAGUCCUGUGGAGACCGCUCCAUGAAUCUCCAUGACUACGGGAUGCUGUUGCCAUGUGGUAUCGACCGUUUCCGAGGGGUGGAGUUUGUCUGCUGUCCGGCGGAGGCGGAGCGAGAUUCAGACAGCUCGGAGCUGGAUGGGGAGGAGUCAGACGUCUGGUGGGGCGGAGCUGAGACCGAAUACUCUGAAAACAGUAUGACGCGCCCGGCAGGGACGGAGCCAGCCACCGCCGAGGACGAUGACGACGAGGACGACGAGGCAGAGACUUUUGAAAGGGAUGUGAACGGAGAUGGAGAUGGAGAUGAAGAUGAUGACGACGACGACGAGGAAGACGACGACGACGACGACGACGUAAUCGACGAACGGUAUAGCGAUGAACGCAAUGCUAACAUCGCCAUGACAACCACAACAACUACCACCACUGAAUCAGUUGAGGAAGUCGUUCGAGCCGUUUGUUGGGCUCGUGCUGAGUCAGGCCCGUGUCAUGCCCUGCUGGAGCGUUGGUACUUCCUGCCUGAGAAGGGCCGCUGUGUUCCCUUCUUGUUUGGGGGCUGUGGGGGCAACAGAAAUAACUUUGACUCGGAGGAGUACUGCCUAGCUGUCUGCAGCAGCUCGUUGCCCACCAUGGCCCCCAGUCCUCCAGACGCCGUGGAUCGGUACCUCGAAUCUCCCGGGGACGACAAUGAACACUCUGACUUCCAGAAGGCCAAGGAAAGCCUGGAGGCCAAACACCGUGAAAAGAUGUCCCAGGUGAUGAGGGAGUGGGAAGAGGCUGAGAGGCAGGCCAAGAGCCUUCCUCGUGCUGACAAGAAAGCUGUCAUCCAGCACUUCCAGGAGAAGGUGGAGGCUCUGGAGCGGGAGGCAGCAGGAGAGAGGCAGCAGCUGGUAGAAACCCACAUGGCCCGUGUGGAAGCUCUGCUCAACAGCCGCCGACGCCUGGCUCUGGAAAAUUACCUCAGUUCCCUGCAGGCCAACCCUCCACGGGGUCGUCAGGUGCUGAGCCUGCUGAAGAGGUACGUCCGUGCAGAGCAGAAGGACAGGCAGCACACGCUGAAACAUUACGAGCAUGUCCGCACGGUCGAUCCCAAGAAGGCUGCACAGAUCCGACCUCAGGUUUUGACCCACCUCCGUGUGAUUGAUGAGAGGAUGAAUCAGUCCGUCGGGCUGCUCUACAAAGUGCCCAGUGUUGCGAAUGAGAUCCAAAGCCAAGUCUCUGUUAUAAUGCAGAGAGUGCAGGCAGAGCUGUCUCAGCAAGUCUCUUCUCUGCAGAGCGAUGGGCGGGUGGACGGCAGGGUGAGUUACGGUAACGACGCUCUGAUGCCUGAUCAGGCCUACAGCUCUGCUCCUAUGGACCCUGGCCUGGACGGACUGGGCUUCAUCCAUCCUGAGAGCUUCAACCAGGCCAACACAGAGAACCACGUUGAGCCUGUUGAUGCUCGUCCAAUUCCAGAUAGAGGACUCCCCACACGACCUGUGUCUGCCCUGAAGCCAGAGGAGAUGCCACAAGUGCGGAUGGAGACUGACGAGAGGCAAAGUGCUGGUUAUGAAGUUUACCAUCAAAAACUGGUGUUUUUUGCUGAGGAUGUUGGGUCCAAUAAAGGGGCCAUUAUUGGACUUAUGGUUGGAGGGGUUGUCAUAGCAACCAUCAUCGUAAUCACCUUGGUGAUGCUGAGGAAGAAACAAUAUACUUCUAUUCACCACGGGGUAAUCGAGGUGGACGCAGCAGUGACACCAGAGGAGCGUCAUCUGGCCAAGAUGCAGCAGAACGGCUACGAGAAUCCCACCUACAAAUUCUUCGAGCAGAUGCAUAACUAAAGAACUGCUUAUUAACGUUUCCCCAAACUCUCACUUGUAGGGUCUGUUCCAUUCGGCUCCCUUGCCCUCAGCCCCUACAGCUUUUAGUCUCUCACUGUUAAAGGCAAAGUAAAGGUGUGAAGAGCUGCAAAGGCUGAUUUUUAUCUUGUUUGAAAGUUAGGAAAAGAUAAGUGAAGUCUUUGUACCAGUUUGUCUGUCAGGGGUUUGGGCCAAAGGAAAAUGACAUGGAACAGAGCCAUACUUCUAUUUACCUGUAACUGAUCAGACAAGGGUUCCCUGAUUCACCUGCACAUUUCAGCCAAUGACAACAAACACUUCAGUGUUUGCAGUGAAAAACCCUGUUGAUGAUUAUAUGAAGUCUGACAGCUGAGAGCAGAAACAUGUAAAUGCAAGUGGUAUAAUUUCCAGCCUCUCAUCGCUCCAACUGUUAGUUUCCUUUUCCUCUCCGAUGACAGCUGUGCUGUGUUUGAUGACAUAACAGCUCUUAGAGCUGGCAAUAGGCGAAGGCGCUCAGAGCGCCUCUCCGCACGAUUUAAAGCCCAACUGUUUCAGGUUUGUUUUUCUAAAAAGGAGGAAAAAAAAUCACAGAAAAAAUAUACAUAUCCAUAUCCAUAAUAUGUAAACGUUGAAGAAUAUUGAAUGUUUUUUGUUUUCUGAUUUUUUUUUAUGUGUAAUAUAUUAAGACAGAGAUUAGCUGUAAGUAUAUGUAGUGCAUGGCAAUAUUGAAGACAGAUGCAGUAUAGUAUGUUGAGGUCCUCGGGAGCGGUCCUCAUACUAGAUAUUUUAGCAGGAUUGUACAUUUCUAGUGUCUUCUUUGUGAUCUUGUGAUAUGAAGAAGAAGAGAAGUAUUCAGAACCCGGUCUGCUUUGUCGUCACAAGACUUGCUUUAACUGAAUCUUGGCUCUUUACACUCAUCCCCAUGCUUCACUGUUGUUAGCUGCAUGGGCAAAAUGCUCUACAUGUAAUAUAUGAAGUGUAAUAGUAUCCGAAAGGAAGACAAUUUUGUUACUGUUUGCGUUCUAUGCACUCUGUCAUUUUGGAAGUCUGAUUACCACCAAAUAUUAUUACUGUUAAGUCCCUGAUGCCAAUUCACGCCGACACUGCACAUUGGGUUUUUAAUAGCAGGCCGAUAUCAAACUUUGGAAAGAGGUUUUCUAAAAAUGUAUCAUUCCACUCUCUCGAUUUAUAUUUUCAGAAGAUGGAUAUCAGCUCUCUGUCCCAGUUUCAUUAUCAAGCUCCAUCUCUCAAGUCCUUCCCCCUUCAUGUGUUCCUUCAGUCUUUCUUUCUAACUCCCAUUUGUCCUGUUUAUCCUCUUUCUAGCUGUCAGCAAUUUUGUACAGCGCAGCACUUGUGGAGUAUUCGCUACAAAGACGGGUUGUUGUUGGGCCAACAGAUCAAACAUUUUCUCCUCUUCACACACAUUCCUUCAACAAAUCUCACACUUUCUAUUUUUCUACAUUUCCUGUGUAUACAUGUACAGUGCUUCGGUUCGUCCUGUGGUGAAUAUUUCUUUGCCUGCAUAUCUGUUGUCACUUAACAGUCCUCAUGAAGAGGUGAAGAACAUCAGCACUGGGAGGACGACCACAAGUCGCAUCAGCAUAGACACAUUUCCCCCUCCCUUAAUUAAGUUAUUAACGCCACCUCCACCAAACAUGAAUGUGACAUGAAUAUUGUGCUUUUUAUACCAUAGAAAUACAACACGUAUCACUGCUCUAUAUAUACACCCACACGUGUACAGAAACUUACUGAAGCCCUUAAUCAGGUGACUGUGAACAUUUGUAUUGAUGCUCAUUCUGGGUGUCUUUGGAGAAUCGUGUAAAAAAAACAAAAAACAGAUGCUUUAUUUCCCCUCAUUGAUUCAAUGACCUUCCUGUGUGUAGUUAAAUGGACCAUUUGCUUAAGAGUAAGAAAAAGCUUUCUACACUCCAUAUACCAUGAAUAAAAUUUUGAAUGUACAUAA
This is a messenger RNA of Cottoperca gobio, 4734 nucleotides long. RefSeq names its product amyloid-beta A4 protein-like. Bases 492 to 2774 code for a protein of 760 amino acids. The transcript is spliced from 18 exons. Gene Ontology annotation, molecular function: serine-type endopeptidase inhibitor activity; transition metal ion binding; heparin binding. NCBI's taxonomy places the organism in Eukaryota, Metazoa, Chordata, Actinopteri, Perciformes, Bovichtidae. Gene Ontology annotation, biological process: axonogenesis; central nervous system development. The record is from RefSeq and is a predicted model, not a curated record. Gene Ontology annotation, cellular component: plasma membrane; early endosome; cell surface.